CGGGCAGCCUCUGGCAGCCCUGAGCCGGCUGCCCGGUCCCCGGCAACAGGGAAAGAAUGGCGCUGAAGCGGAUCCAGAAGGAAUUAACAGACCUGCAGAGGGACCCUCCAGCCCAGUGCUCCGCAGGACCUGUGGGAGAUGAUUGGUUCUACUGGCAGGCCACCAUCACCGGCCCGAAUGACAGCCCAUACCAAGGAGGCGUUUUCUUCCUGAACAUCCACUUUCCCACAGAUUACCCAUUCAAACCCCCUAAGGUUGCUUUCGCCACCAAAAUUUACCACCCCAACAUCAGCAGCAACGGCAGCAUCUGCCUUGAUGUCCUGCAGUCCCUGUGGUCUCCAUCACUGACGGUGUCCAAAGUGCUCUUGUCCAUCUGCGCCCUGCUCAGCGACCCCAGCCCUGACGACCCUCUGAUGCCAGAGAUCGCCCACACCUACAAGGCCAACAGAGAGAAAUACAACAGACUAGCGAGAGAGUGGACACAGAAAUAUGCCAUGUAAGUGCCUCGGAGGUUUCACAGCAAAGAGGCCCUUCCGCGAAACUGAGCUCCUGGCCCAGCCACUCCCAGAGCGCCCUCUCUUACAAAGACAAAUGCUGGCCGCACUUUCUCCAGCCGCAGCCCGUUGGGGCCACUCUCUGCUGUUGUGGCUUUGACAACAUCAGAUCUUUAAUGCCAACUUAGUAGUCACUGUUAUAACUGCAGCCUUCCUGGCCACAAUGGAAUCAGUCCCUGCACCCCGACUCACCACUGGUCUCAUGGGGCAACAAUGUGCCAUGCACCUCCCCUGCCUGACCUUGAGUGUCACCCCUCGCCAUGGCACCACCCAGGCCUCUGCCUCACCCUCACCUCUGGAUCUCAGCUGCAGCCUGGGUGCCCCAGGCAGAGCGAGCACUGUCUGCUGCAGACCUUGUCUCAGGAGGUGCUCCAUCCCGGGAGUCAGGAGCACUGUCACUGGGACAGCGUCCCUCUGUGUGCUGGCAUCCCCCCCUCACCAGGCAGCAACAGCACAUAGAACACCCCAGGACAGGCGGCUGUCUUUUCAGGGGCCAGACCUGCAGAGACUGUGGUCCACUUUCCCACAUGACCAGGAUUUUCAGUGCCCACCUCCCCCCGGAGCCAGUGCUCAGCUCAGUGUG
This is a messenger RNA of Artibeus jamaicensis (Jamaican fruit-eating bat), 1137 nucleotides long. RefSeq names its product ubiquitin conjugating enzyme E2 D4 (putative) (gene UBE2D4). Gene Ontology annotation, molecular function: ubiquitin conjugating enzyme activity. Bases 57 to 500 code for a protein of 147 amino acids. The record is from RefSeq and is a predicted model, not a curated record. Gene Ontology annotation, biological process: ubiquitin-dependent protein catabolic process; protein polyubiquitination. NCBI's taxonomy places the organism in Eukaryota, Metazoa, Chordata, Mammalia, Chiroptera, Phyllostomidae. The transcript is spliced from 7 exons. Gene Ontology annotation, cellular component: nucleus.